GGGCAGAAAAUGGCGGACGGAUGACAUUUGCGUGGGUGACUGAUUUUCUGAAUGGAAGUCGAAGUUUUAUCUGAAGAAGGCUCAGUGGAAAGUUCCAAGGGCCUCAAAUUGUUCUCCAAAUGUUGGAAAUUAAGAGACACGCAACCUCGGUAGGUAAACUGCCGAGUGUCCUUGUAGAUCGGAUUCGCUUACUGUGCUCCCUCCACGAUCCACACCCUCAUUCUCUUCCUAAGGGCUGUCGAGUGCAGUUUCUGGUGGUAAGAAAUUAGCAGGCGCUGAACUCGUUGGCUCCAAAGGUCUGUUCUAAAAAUCGUGGUCGCGGCUUUGAUCCUCAGUUUCUAUGAUGCCAUAAAAAAGAAAAAAAGACUUUGACAUUUAAGCCUGUUUGUCACAUAUAUAUCUCCUAACAAAUUGAAGCGAGGCAAAAGCUUGUAAAAAAAAAAUGAAAAAAAAGGCUUAUCCUCUCUUACUAUGUAGGUAUAUAUAAUGUGCUUAAUAUUUAAGUUAUUAUUCCUCUUUCUUAUUUUCACACUAACAUGUUGGUUUUGAUGUAAUCUAGUGCAUUGAUAUUUGUGAAUCAUGGAGUUGGAGAGCACUGUUCAAGAUAUGAGGAAUUUGCGCAAGUGUUAGCUAAGCAAGGAUUCCUUGUUGUUUCACAUGAUCAUGGUAAAUUUUGUCAGCUUUUUAGUUAAUACUGAUAUGACUGUCUUGUUUCUGUUUCAUUCCAGCCCUAACUAUUUCAGUUUGUUCCCCCUUUUCUUUUCAUUUGUCUACGUCUCCAUCUCCCUUCACCAGGUUUCUUCUUAUUUUCUCUUCAUAUUUUACUCACCUGUUUUGAUCUUUUUUCUGUUCUUUCCUACUGCUUCUCUUAAAUGUAAAGUUGUAUAUUUCUUUUCCUUUGUCAGAAUACUUCUUGGUUUGUGGUUUGCUAUUCUUUCUUCCAUUGUCUUUUUUUCUUACUUUCACUGGCUUCAUCUUUCCUCUCAUUCUCCUUCCAUUUCCUCUUCAUCCUUCUGUUUUACUCCAUUCCUUUCAUCCUUCUGUCCUUCUUCUUGUUUCAUCCCUUUCUUCCCAUUAUCACAUUUUCAGUUCCAUUUUCUUACCACCCUAUUUCUCUCUUUCUUUCCAUUUUCGUACCCUUUCCAUUUUCCUACUUUCUUCUCCCCAUUUUCCUUUUCCCUAUUUUUCUUUUCCACUUUUAAAACUACCAGGUUCAAGAUAGCCUUGAAGUCCAUAAAGGUUUAUAUAAGUGUUUCACAUCUUUGUUUGCUUUUAAGUGGGUCAUGGCAGAAGUGAAGGUGAACGUGUACAGAUUUCUUCCUUCAGUAUUUAUGUCGCUGAUGUGUUAAAGCACAUUGAUGAGGUGUUACUGAACAAUGCUGGAUUACCCAUCUUUUUGUUUGGUCACUCCAUGGCAAGUACAUUUAUUUUAUUUAUAGUUGAUUAUUUGUAAAAAUGUUACACAUGUAAGUUAAGUAACAGUCACCUUUUCCCUCUACUUCAGUCCAUAAAAGUGUAAGGAUUGAUUGGUACAUGAUCAAGGCUGGAUUUUGUUAUUUUUUAAAAGCAGUUACAUUUACAGCUGUGAAUGGUCACCCAUAACAUUAUAUUUGCAGUGCCAGUAUGCAUUCCCCAACUUGCACUCAGAACAUCAAGCAAGUUCAUCUGUGAGUGGUGUUAUGUAUUCACUGCCCUUUAAUGACAGCUUAGUAUCUUUUACUUACCGGUAUAAAACCCUGUUUUCUUUAGGGAGGCACCAUUGCAAUCCUGUGCGCUAUGGAAAGACCACAUUUCUUCACAGGAACUGUACUAUGUGCUCCUGCAAUUUUGGCUAAUCCAGAAACUGCCACACCCUGCAUGGUAAGUCUCUCUUAAUUGAAUAAGGGUUCUCUGGAAUGUCUCCUAAAGAAAAUCACAGCUGUACCAGCUACUCACAGAAAAUGAUAAUUUUUUAAGUGGGAUAAUGAAUCCAUGGUAUUUGUUCCUCAAAACUCCUGAUUGACAACAAGAAACAUAUGAAACAAAGCUGUGGGUUAUUAUAGUUGCUCCACACGCACUUUUUGGGGCCUCAAAAUUACAAUUUUGAUGGAGGAUUCCUCCAGACUCCCCCAAUGGAAGGGAUACGACCCUGCUCUCAUACCUGGCCUACCACCAUGCAUGGCUGCACUGCAUAAAAGCUGUUCUGUUCCUUUUGAUGUGAUCUGUUAUCAGUGCUUGAAUCUUUCUCCCUUCACCUUUAAUUUUUCUGGUUAAUUCUUUCUGUUUGUACAGAGUGUACGAACUGUGAACUGCUCUUAAUGAUCUGUAACAGUGCGGCAGUACUGGACAUGACUGGUCGUGAUUAUUUUAAGAAAUUGUAAAUGUGGGUGAAGACAAGGUAUUAUUAAUUUAUCUUGUAUUUAUCAGAUAUUUUUAGGGAAGAUAGUGUCACAUAUCGCACCCUCAUAUCAAGUAGUUGGAUCUGAGAAUCACUCUGCGCUUAGCCGGGAUCCUGACCAGGUAAGACCAUCAUGUUCAUCAUUCUGUGAAAAAAAAAAAAAAAAACAAGAAAAUAUGUUCAAAGUUUGUGAUUGGAAUUCUUAAGGCUACAUUUGAUUGAUCAUAUUCUAGAAUAAAAGUGCUCAGAACAAUAUAUUUUUUUCCCCUUUCAUCAUAAAACGGAGUCACUGUAUGGAUAUUUAAAUAUUAAUAAUAAUAAUAAUAAUAAUAUUAAUAUUAUUGUAUUCAGACAGGACUGUAGAUUAUAGAUUGUAAAAAAUUACAAGGCAAUUUGGAAGAUGAAUCUUGCAGUAAAUGUUUACGACUCUGAUUUUUUUUCGGGAACACAUCUCAUUUUGCUCAAACUUAGACCUACUCUACAUGAAGUCACACAAUCCCUGGAGAAAGGAAAAAAAGUGCUGUUUUUCCUUUUUUGGUAAAGGGUGUGGUGACACGUAGGCUGAAAGAGUACACUAUACAUGUAAGUCCAGUGGGAAAUGAAAUAUUCAUAACAUGUAUAUCUUAUUAUGUAACUUCCUCUUUCCAUUUUUGUUUUCGAAAGGUUGCAACUUUAAGUAUGGAUCCUUUAGGAUGGAAAGGUGGCUUGAAAGCCAAGUGGGCAAUGUCCAUGUAUGAUGCGAUGGAAAAAGUGAAACACAAUUUACCUAGGAUUGAAUGGCCAUUUUUAGUGUGUCAUGGUGAUGCUGACCAGCUUACAAUGGUUGAAGGAUCAACGAUGCUGGAACAAAAGGCAGCAAGCAAAGAUAAGACUAUAAAGGUAAUGGUAAAAUGAUUACUAAUUUGUCUUAAAUAAAGUGGUUUUUAUGUAUUCUGAUGACACUCCUAAUACCUGACUCACAGACUUAAAGGCUACAUUCACAUGGAACCAGAGUAAUUUUUGACUGGGCCCUUUGAUCACAGUCCUCUGGGAGCAGAGGCUACAUUUUCGCUGUGUGAGCUCUUGUGUGAAAAGUAGCCUCCGCCGACAACCAUUCAAUUUUCAUCCACACCCAGAGAUAAGUGGGGGGACCGGUCUCCAAAAAAUUUUUUUCGGCCCCUCGGGCCUCAGUUUGGUCUAAAAAUAAGUCAGGGAGGGGGAGGGGGCAGGCCCCCUGGGUCCCUCCCCUGGAUGUGACACUGCAUCUUUGAAAACUAUAAAAAACUAUUAAAUUUUAUGUUUUUAUUACCUCACAGAUUUACCCUGGUUUUUAUCACAAGCUUUUAAAUGAGCCAAAGGAAGAUGCUGCACUUGUCAUAAAUGACAUACUGUCAUGGUUAAGCCAGAGAGUGCCAUGAAUUUGCAAAUAAUUUUCCGCUUUUAAUUAAAAUCAUAUAGAUUCAUGGUUUUACUGUGAAACUCACAAAACCGUGAACACCAGAAAUAUUUAUGGAAUGUUAUUGUGUUGCAAAAACUAAGCCAAUAAGGGUGAGAUAACUAAACCAUAAACAACAACAGUAAUUAAUUUGUGGUUUUGAGGUCUGCUUGCCUAUCCUGAACUUUAUUGUGAUUGGCCAGUACACAAUCAACAUUCCUGAAAUUUUUCUGGUGUUCACGGUUUUCUCAGUUUGGCAGUAACAAAGUAACUUUAAAUAAUCAUUGGGCUAGUAAUUGCUCUUGCAGCAGUAGUGGCCUGUUAUGAUUUUAAUUCACUUUUGGGUGAACAAGGAAAUCUAAUUUACUUUAAACAAAAUUGCCAGACACCCUGAACUUCACGGGCUCAGAACUGGAAAGGGUAAGAUAAGGAGUGGCGCGAAGUGAAGAGCAGACUGAAAAAAAAAUGAAUAAAAAUGGAAGAGAGAAGGAAUUUUUUCUGUGGCUCCCCAACUUGUCAGUUCCCUCUAAUUUUUUCAACCGUGUUCUCCUCUCCAUGCUAUUACCGCCAUUUUAAGCAGGUUAUGGGAAAAAGUUUCAGGAGAAUUGAACUUACAUUGAAUAGUAGUUUGAGGGAUAUAGGUUUGAUGGUUUGUUAAGGAAGUUAGGUUUUAAUGAAAUACUUAAGUAAAGUAUUAACCAUUUUUAAAUAUUAUUAUUUACCAGUAAUGUAAAUGAAGGGCCAAGUGUAAAACAUUACAAGUGAAAUGUUUUCUGACAGUGUUUGGUAUUGUUGUUUUUUGUCAUUAUUAUUUAACAAGUAAUUUUAUGUGUACAGUAUUAUACAUCUUUUUGUAUAAAUUAAUGUCAAAUAAACCUUCAUCAGUCUUAGUGCUUGGGUAGGAAUUCAAGAAAAGUUAAUUAUACUCAAAAUUGUUGCCAUAAUUUUCUUAUUUUUAAACCCUCACUGUGAAGUGAGCUCCAUUAACUUUUAAUUAUUGGCAUUUAUCUACGUUAAUUUUAUCUUACCUUGGGGUUAAAUAAUAUAAUUUUUUAUUAUUUAUACCACUCAAGCUCAUUACAUUUUUUUUAUGAUGCAACAGUUCCUUCUGUUCUUGAUAUAACUUGAUGACAUGAAUAAAUUGAUGAAUAGUUCUUAUGUUAACAUUGAAAGGAUUAGUGAAGAAAAGACAUAAAAAGAACACUGUGAGCGGGUUAUAAGCAAAAUGUGAUCUAGAAGAACACUAGUGGGGUAGAUUUCAACAAGAUGAUAGUAGGCAGUAUUUUAUGGGACAAUGUAAGAAGCAUUUUAUGACACUUAUAGCAUUUGUUAUGCAGUGCACCCAUAGAAAAUAAAAUUGAC
Molecule: messenger RNA, 5153 nt
Organism: Porites lobata
Lineage: Eukaryota; Metazoa; Cnidaria; Anthozoa; Scleractinia; Poritidae
Source: the annotation of a GenBank genome assembly